GCUCUUCACUCAUAUGCAUCUAUCUGUGUUAGAUUCAUAUAAGUUUUUAGGCCCGACUGUUUCGAAAUCAUGAGUCCUGCGGCAUUUAGUAACAAUCAUGCAAAAAAAGAGACUUAUGCAAACAUGUGCCCAUUAUCUCCCCUUAAAAUCAACAAAGAUUCCCAUUUCAUCAAAAAAUCACCUUCUACAUCAUCAACCUCAUCAUCAACAAUAGCAAACUGCACUCCUGCAGCUCCAAAGCCGCAGCAACGACAUCCGGUAAUCAUUUACACACAUUCACCAAAGGUCAUCCACACACAUCCGCGUGAUUUCAUGGCAUUGGUUCAGAAGCUGACAGGUCUUUCACAGUCCAAGGAGGAUCAAGCAGCUGCAAAAAACCCGAAAAGUGAGCCAGGCAACGAAAACAAGGGGGAUCACCCUAAUAAAGGUAUGAUGAUUAAUGAUGACAAUGAAUCAACAUCAGUGAUUACAGAUGAGAAUGGGAGCAAUUCAAUGGGAGAUGGACAGGUUAAUUCAUGUUUUGUGCCUCCAAUUUUUGAUCCUCCGAAUCCUGGUUUUAACAAUAUCCCGAUUUUUACGCCAACGUCUUAUGAUUUGUUGUGCUCAUCUCAGCCUUAUUAUAACUUUCAUCAUGAUCCCAUGUUUCUUAUGCCAACAAUGAGGAACUCUAUCUCAUCUUCAACAUUGGACGGAUUUAAGGACUUUCCAGAUUUUCAAUAA
This is a messenger RNA of Daucus carota subsp. sativus, 720 nucleotides long. Its product is annotated as VQ motif-containing protein 20-like. The record is from RefSeq and is a predicted model, not a curated record. Gene Ontology annotation, cellular component: nucleus. The coding region runs from base 70 to 720 and encodes 216 amino acids. The transcript has a single exon. Lineage: Eukaryota; Viridiplantae; Streptophyta; Magnoliopsida; Apiales; Apiaceae.